AUGUCUUCUGAAUACCCAUACCCUGAAUAUCAUGACUCUGACCGCGUGCAGCGUGAGAGGUCCCGUUCGCCCCGCCGCCGUUCUUCUCGCAGUCCCCGACGGACCCGUCGCUCGUACUCGCCGCGCAGUCGAUCUCGCAGCCGUGACGAUUACCGUCGCAGUGAUCGCGAUCGCCGUUCUCGUUCUCCACUGAGUGCUGCUGGUGCUGCUGGACCGUCGGGCUCCCCCUACGGUGGACGCAGUGGUUACGCGCCGGGUCGAAACUUGGAAGAUCGUUCCGCCGCCAAAGAAAACAUGAUGCAAUCCGUCCGCGACUCGUCCCAGCAAGACCGCCGGGUCUAUGUGGGCAAUUUGUCAUAUGAUGUGAAAUGGCAUCACCUGAAAGAUUUUAUGCGACAGGCUGGAGAGGUUCUCUUUGCCGAUGUGUUACUUCUUCCGAAUGGAAUGUCGAAGGGAUGCGGGAUUGUGGAAUACGCUACGAGGGAGCAAGCGCAAAACGCAGUCAACUCGCUCAGCAACCAAAAUUUGAUGGGCCGUCUUGUUUACGUUCGCGAGGAUCGUGAGGCCGAGCCUCGUUUCGUCGGUGGCCCUCCGCGCGGCGAUUUUGGCGGUGGUGGCCGGGGUAGCUUUGGUGGUGGCUUUGGCGGCGGCGGCGGCGGCGGCGGUGGCCCCGGUGCCGGCCGCCAGCUCUAUGUGUCCAACCUCCCUUUCAAUGUGGGUUGGCAAGACUUGAAGGAUCUGUUCCGCCAAGCUGCCCAGCAGGGUGCCGUCAUCCGUGCCGAUGUGCACACCGACCCAACCGGUCGUCCUAAGGGCUCCGGUAUUGUUGCCUUCGAGUCUCCGGACGAUGCGCGCAACGCAAUUGCGCAGUUCAAUGGCUACGAGUGGCAGGGUCGUCCCCUGGAGGUUCGUGAGGACCGCUUCGCUGGCGGUGGCCCCGGUUUCGGUGGCCGCGGUGGCUUCGGCGGUGGCUUCGGGGGUCGUGGUGGCUUCCCUGGUGCCCGCGGCGGCUUCGGUGGACGCGGUGGCUAUGGCGGUGGUUUCGGCGGCCGCGGUGGCUUUGGUGGCCCAGCUCCUGGCGGUCCCCCUGGCCCUGGCGGUCCUCCUGGUGGUGGCUUUGGCGGCGGUGGUUUCGACAAUGCCGUGGUUUCGGUCCCCCCGAACCCUUUCACUGACUUCGCGACCUCUGGUGGUGAGAAGAGCGGUGUUAUCUACGUGCGCAACCUUCCCUGGUCCACCUGUAAUGAGGACCUGAUCGAUCUGUUCUCGACCAUCGGCAAGGUUGAGAAGGCCGAGAUCCAGUACGAGCCGAAUGGCCGCUCCCGCGGCACAGGUGUCGUCGAGUUCGACAGCCCCGAUACUGCUGAGACUGCUAUAGCCAAGUUCACUGGCUACCAGUACGGUGGUCGCCCUCUGGGUAUCACCUUCGUCAAGUAUUUGAACGCAGGCGGCGCUCCCGGCGACGAGAUGAUGGAGGGGGCUGAACCGACGGAGGUCAUCACGCAGGACCAGAUCAUGUAA
Messenger RNA from Penicillium canariense, 1521 nucleotides. RefSeq lists its product as uncharacterized. Lineage: Eukaryota; Fungi; Ascomycota; Eurotiomycetes; Eurotiales; Aspergillaceae. Gene Ontology annotation, cellular component: cytoplasm; nucleus. The coding region runs from base 1 to 1521 and encodes 506 amino acids. The transcript is spliced from 9 exons. Gene Ontology annotation, molecular function: mRNA binding. The record is from RefSeq and is a predicted model, not a curated record.